AUGUAUGUGAAAUGGGUUGAUACAGUAAAUGUUUUACUAUGUGAUUUUAGUGUAUUGAGUGAAUGUCACUUUUUGUCAUUUUCAAAUUUCCCGCCGUUCUGUCCCCCAUACAUCCCGACGCUCGCAGGGGACGGAACCCAGGUGACAGAUGCCAGCAUCCGCCAGAUUACAUUGCCGGGGACACUGCAGGAGGGACAUCGCGGGAGCACAGGACAAGGUAAGUGAAGAACAGAUGCCGGAGCAGCGCCGCAUGGUAAGCCCGAGUGUAGCUCGGGGUUACCGCUUUUGCUACACUCGGGAAUACCGUUAGGGAGGUUAAGAU
Molecule: messenger RNA, 322 nt
Organism: Staurois parvus
Lineage: Eukaryota; Metazoa; Chordata; Amphibia; Anura; Ranidae
Source: the annotation of a GenBank genome assembly